GGGACAGGGAUCAGGUACAGGGACGGACGCUAAGCUGGUGCUGGGGACGACCCGGAGGAUAGUGAUGCUCCUUUUUAAUCCUUUCCGCAAGAAAUCCAUGACUGAGGACACCGAGCAGCACCCAUGACGCCAAACGGAGCCGAAGGGCGGAACGAGGAGCGCGAGGAUGGUGUACUGGCGCGUGGGUUUGGCGUGGAGCCGGUCGUGCGCGCUCGAUCUCGGCCACAACAAAAGUUUCUUCCCCUUCGGUCUCUGUAGCUCGGACGAGCAGCUCUCGUUUUAUGGCUACGUCAUCGCGUACCCGCUGCAGGACUACGGCGGCAUCAUGGCGGCCCUGGGCACGGAUUCGUGGUGGCGGAAGGCGCUGUACAUCACCGGGGGCGCGCUGCUCGCCGCCGCUGCUUAUUUACUGCACGAGCUGCUCGUCGUCAGGAAAGAGCAAGAACUGGAUUCCAAAGACACCAUCAUCCUGCACCAAUUUUCCAGGCCCAAGAACGGUGUUCCCAGCUUGUCCCCUUUUUGCCUCAAGAUGGAGACUUACCUCCGAAUGGUAGACCUGCCUUACCAGAACUACUUUGACGGGAAGCUUUCUCCUCAGGGGAAGAUGCCGUGGAUCGAAUACAACCAGGAGCAGGUGAGCGGCUCUGAGUUCAUUAUUGACUUCCUGGAGGAGAAACUGGGAGUGAACCUGAACAGCAACCUGAGUCCUGAGGAGCGAGCCAUGUCACGGGCCAUCACCAAAAUGGUGGAAGAACAUUUCUACUGGACAAUAGCCUACUGUCAAUGGGUUGAUAACCUGGAGGAGACUAAGAAGAUGCUGGCAGUGACUGGGCCACUGAGCGACCUGCUAAAGUGGAUCCUGAGUCAUGUUAAUGGUGGCAUUGUGAAGAGAGAGAUGUAUGGCCAUGGCAUUGGGCGCUUCACUAAAGAGGAAAUCUACACGCUGAUGGAAAAGGACAUGCGCACCCUGGCUACUCUGCUCGGAGAUAAAAAGUACAUCAUGGGCCCCAAAGUCUCCACGGUUGACGCUACAGUAUUUGGUCACCUUGCCCAGGCCAUGUGGACGUUGGCCGGCACGCGGCCGGAGCAACUCAUUAAAGGCGAGUUCAUUAAUCUGGCCAUGUACUGCGAGCGCAUCCGGAGGAAAUUUUGGCCUGAGUGGUUUGUGGAUGUUGAUGACUUGUACUAUGAUGGCUUGAGUGAAGAGCCUCACUCUCCAUCUCAGCUGCUGGACCUGGGUCUGUUCUCUCACACUGAUGGUUUCCAGGAGGAACCCAGCAGCCUGUCGCACUCCUACACAACACACUCGCCGGACAGCGACCGCACCGGACACUCCCUCUUCGACUCCGACAUGGACGGCGAGUACUCUGAGACGGAGCAGAUCAAGUGCUAACUGCUUCGUCCGUCACGAUGCCACAUCUCGGGCAUAUCUGUCCUUCAUAAGUCCUCUCUCAGAAGGAUAGAGUUCUCCUUCAUGAGGAGGACACGGACGGGGCUCCUGAAUAUCCUGCCUGCACAAAAGAGACAUGUACAACAAGGGAAGCAUGAAAGGUGUGCAAUAUUAUCAGUGACAACGAGAAAGCUGAUGAACCUCACGUUUACCUGCAAGUAGGGCUGGGUAAGAUGGUAUAUUAUAGUAUGAUCUUGACAUGUGUGACCUGCGUCACAUGACAUAGCUGAUUGGACAGAAAUCUAUUUUUGUACCAAAGUUUCAUUUUUCCUUCUAUUUCCUUUUUUUUUUAGACUACAAAUGAAAUAUUGCAUCACAAUUUAACAGCCAUUUUGUUAAGCAAACCAGAUGCCAUGCUGUGUAUUGCAGAUGUCCUCAGAUAUCUUGAUGUCAUAUUUUGCCCAACCCUACUUGCAAGGAAAUACAUAGGAGGUUUUAUAUAUUCAGAAAAAUGAAAGGGUAGGAAAGAAAAAAAAGAAAGAACGUCAAAUCAUCAAGCAAGGGAAUGAUAAAAAAAAUAGAGCUGGAGAGAAACCUGAGGGAGUGAAUGACGCCACUGCUGAAUAGUUCCCUCCGUCCUGACAGAUCGCUGCUCCUCAUCAUCCUCUUGCCAUGUUGAAAAAAUAGUCUCUUCCUGUCUUACGAUGUAUUACAGUAUGGAUAUCGAGAGCACUUGAUACGUUUUACUUUUCACCGUUCAUGUCACCCAGGCUUGUCAUACUAGUAGCAGAUACUGACCAACACUUUUGUCCCUUUAAACAACAACAACAACAACAAUGUCAUGUUUGGACUUUUAUACAAAUGGAAAGAAAACCUACAACAAUCAGAAUAGAGCAACAUGAAGGAAAUGAAAUGAAAUGUUUGUGUUCAUGAAGUGUUCACAUAUACUGUAUAUACACACACAUAUAUAUAUAUAUAUAUGUACACUCACCGGCCACUUUAUUAGGUACACCUGGCUAAUACCGGUGUGGUCUUCUGCUGCUGUAGCCCAUCUGCCUCAAGGUUUGACGUGUUGUGUGUUCAGAGAUGCUCUUCUACAUACCUCGGUUGUAACGAGUGGUUAUUUGAGUUACUGUUGUCUUUCUAUCAGCUCGAACCAGUCUGGCCAUUCUCCUCUGACCUCUGGCAUUAACAAGGCAUUUGUGCCCACAGAACAGCCCUCACUGGAUAUUUUCUCUUUUUCAGACCAUUCUCUGUAAACCCUAGAGAUGGUUGUGUGUGAAAAUCCCAGUAGAUCAGCAGUUUCUGAAAUACUCAGACCAGCCCGUCUGGCACCAACAACCAUGCCACGUUCAAAGUCACUUAAAUCACCUUUCUUCCCCAUUCUGACGCUCGGUUUGAACUGCAACAGAUCGUCUUGACCAUGUCUACAUGCCUAAAUGUAUUGAGUUGCUGCCAUGUGAUUGGCUGAUUAGAUAACGUUGCGUUAACGAGCAGUUGGACAGGU
This is a messenger RNA of Tachysurus vachellii, 2897 nucleotides long. RefSeq names its product failed axon connections homolog, metaxin like GST domain containing a (gene faxca). NCBI's taxonomy places the organism in Eukaryota, Metazoa, Chordata, Actinopteri, Siluriformes, Bagridae. The transcript has 6 exons. The record is from RefSeq and is a predicted model, not a curated record. Bases 167 to 1393 code for a protein of 408 amino acids. Gene Ontology annotation, cellular component: cytoplasm.